GCUGAAGCCCUUUGACAAUAAUAUCACCUUAUAUACUCAACUCUAUUGGAAAUCCAUAAUACCUUCUUACGAAACCGGAACCAAACGAUAUCCGCAUACACUCAUAUAUACUAGUAGUAUCUACAAUAUGGACCCCCAAAUCGAUGUCGGCAAGCUCAACGACGCGGAUAAAAGAGAAGUCCAACAGUUCGUCGCAAUCGAGGCGCAGAAGGCAGCUUUCCAGUCAAGCGUCCACCAACUCACCGACAUGUGCUGGAAGAAAUGUAUCACGGGCAAAAUAUCCGGAGGAAACCUGGACCGCAACGAAGAAUCAUGCGCACAGAACUGCGUUGACCGAUGGAUGGACGCAAGUACCGCCGUGUUCAAGCAUCUAGACAAACUGAGAGGGAACUAGCCAUUGCUGCUUCUGCUGGUAGUGAUGGUGAAGCUAUGUCAUUUGAGCUGGGGUGCAGAAUUCAGUAGCCAUAUACCCGGAUGAAAAAAGAUGGUGGCUUCGCUCGCCUGGGGAAAAUCCUCCGAAUGAGUUUAUGUUGGAAUGUGAUGUGCAGAGAAAUGGCGACAUGGGGGACUGCCAUUGGGUUGAUUACUGCUUUCUCUUGUGAAUUGUACGAUAGAUAAUGGGAUGAUGAUCAAUUGGUUUAUAUUAACGUAUAUUUGACUUGGUGUCGAUACGUAUAUUAAAUAAAUGUCGAGCAAGUGCCGUAAUGUCAAUAUGUUUUCGACAUGAA
Histoplasma capsulatum G186AR is the source of this 728-nucleotide messenger RNA. RefSeq lists its product as uncharacterized. The coding region runs from base 128 to 394 and encodes 88 amino acids. The record is from RefSeq and is a predicted model, not a curated record. NCBI's taxonomy places the organism in Eukaryota, Fungi, Ascomycota, Eurotiomycetes, Onygenales, Ajellomycetaceae. The transcript is spliced from 2 exons.